UAUGACUGUGGACGCUGCAGGUGGUGUCCGAAUUAUUCCUUGCAAGUGCCAAGGUCAUUCCGUGGACUGCAGUUACAGAUCCUUAAAAUUCAUACCCGCGCUUGUCAAGACAGUGGAGCGGGUGGAUCUGCAGGGAAAUAAUCUUACGAUUAUCCGUAAAUUGGAUUUCUCUGGUCUUAAACAUUUAAAAAUACUCCAACUACUCGACAAUCAAAUAGAAGAAAUUGAAUCUGGAAGUUUUGACGAUUUGGUCUCUUUACUUAGAUUGCGUUUGAACAGGAAUAAGCUGAAACGUCUACCGGACGGAUUGUUUACGUAUACACCGAAGCUAUAUAGACUGGAUUUGAGCUAUAAUCGUAUCGAAUCGGUAGGAAGGAAUACGUUUAGAGGAGUACCGUUAUUAAGGAAUUUGCAAUUGGAUAAUAACCAACUAAAAUGCAUUUCCGGCCUUCGUCAGUUAAUCCACCUAGAGAUACUAACCGUCAACAAGAACCAACUGCAAACUCUACCCAACCGCAUGCUUUCCGGUAUGAAAAAAUUGCGGGUGGCUAGGGUGGGCGAUAACCAACUGAUAUGCGAUUGCCGUCUUUCCUGGUUGGCGGAGUGGCUGAGAGCUAAUCCGACUCUGGCGCUCUAUACGCGCUGUUCCUCCCCGAAGGCAGUAAAGAACAGGCAGAUCGCCGAACUACGGCCCUCUCAACUCGAGUGCCCGCCUCGCGGCCCCCCUCAAUCCCGCUAUUGUCCUCAACAGUCCGACGAUUGUCCGUCUGGUUGUAAAUGCUCGAAAAGGGUCGUCGAAUGCCGUUCCAAAUCCUUGAAUAAGGUACCUGAAAGGAUGCCGGCGGAUACGCACGAGAUAAUUUUGGAAAGGAAUCAGAUAACUAGGGUUAAGGAUAGGUCGUUCGUUUCUUUAAGGAAUGUAAGAAGGUUGGAUUUGAGUAAUAAUAAGAUAGAAAAGAUAGAAGAAGAGGCUUUCGCAGGAUUAUCUCUACUCACUUCCCUUGUACUCUAUGCUAAUAAGUUGACAGAGCUACCAACAAACGUUUUCAAGGGCCUUCGAUCAUUACAGCUACUGCUGCUUAACGCCAACAAACUUAAAUGCGUCGACACGAACGUUUUCAAACCACUCACUAGCCUAAAUCUGCUAUCGCUUUACGAUAACGACAUAAAAACUUUAGGCAAUGGUACCUUUUCGUCUCUGAACAAUAUCCAGACUUUACAUUUGGCGCGCAAUCCAUUUAUCUGCGACUGCAAUUUGCGUUGGCUUAGCGAGUAUAUUCACGAGCAUCCGAUUGAGACGAGUGGAGCUAGAUGCCAUUCUCCUGCUCGGAUGCACAGGAAAAAGCUGAGUGUAUUAAAAUCAAGCAAGUUCAAAUGCAAAGCAAACGAUCCUAAACCAACUGGUCUUUGCAAAACUCCUACCGUCCAAAAAUGCCCGUCAGCCUGCAGUUGUUCUGGCACGAUCGUAGAUUGCUCCAACAGGGAUUUGGAAACCGUUCCGGUCGGUUUGGACGCCGGUAGCACGCACCUUAAGCUGUCGGGAAAUCGAAUUAGGAGUGUGGAACGAUUUGAUGAGCUGAUAAAUUUGCAGUCGGUCGACUUGAAUAAUAAUUUUAUCGAAAAGAUUGUCGACGGUGCGUUUAGCGCUCUCCAGAAUUUACAGGAACUGAAAUUGAGCGGAAAUAAACUGACAUUCGUUAAUCAUAAGAUUUUAGAGAAAAUGAAGAAAUUGCAGUUGUUAGACCUUUCUUCUAACAAGAUCCGAUGCGUCAACAAUCGUACAUUCUCCGGCUUAACCCGAUUAUACAGCCUUAGGCUGGAUAAAAAUGCUAUAGGCUGUAUAGAACCGUCUACGUUUGAUCAACUACCAGAACUAACAAACGUUGAAUUAAAUGGCAAUCCAUUUCAGUGUAAUUGUCAUCUGAUAGGUUUGAGAUUGUUCUUGAAAGAUACUGGAAUAGGUGGAGCUGUCUGCUCUUCUCCGCAAAAUUUAGCUAAUCGGAGAUUGGAUGUGCUAAAAGAAUUUGAUUUGAAAUGUCCCAAAGAUUCUAACGAGGUGGGUUGUCACGGUGGGAUACCCCCCUGCUGCGCUCCCGAUGGGCGUCUGGCAGAAAGAAUAGUCUGCGAUAAGAAAGCAUCCUGCCCGAAAAAGUGUACAUGCACAAGAUCAGUUGUCAGGUGUUCCAGCGCAGGACUAAAACAAAUUCCAUCUGAUAUACCUUCUGAUACAACUGAAUUGUACGUGGAUCAUAACAAUAUCCAAGAGAUUCGACCCGACGUAAUCUCUUCUUUACCUAAGCAUCUCCAACGUUUAGAUUUAUCUGAUAAUCAAAUUGUUUCCCUCCCGAGUAAAGCCUUCGCUAAUCUCACGAAAUUGACAGGACUCUUCCUAACCUUUAACAAACUUCAAUGUAUUCAAGCUGACUCAUUCGAUGGAUUAGAUGAACUUUUAGUACUAUCUUUGCAUGGAAAUCAAUUAUCAACUGUACCUUACGGUACUUUCUCUCAUCUUCCCAGAAUUAGAAAUGUCGGCCUGGGAGCGAACCCGUUUUAUUGUGAUUGCAAUUUAAAAUGGCUCGCUGACUGGCUGAAGGCGGGUGAUAAAGAUCCGGGUAUUACUACUUGUGCUGGUCCUAAAGGAAUGGAAAAAAAGCUGUUGACAUCCACAGCUAGUAAGCAAUUUAUAUGCGAUUCGAAGACGCUCGACGAAUCGAUCCUGUCGAAAUGUAACGCCUGCUACAGAAAACCGUGCUCGAACGGCGCCAAAUGCGAAUUAUUGACCUACGACAAGUACAAAUGCAUCUGCGCGGCCGGUUACCACGGAGAUAAGUGUGAGAAACGGAUAGAUUCAUGUUUCGGUCAGCCAUGCAUGAAUUCGGCGACCUGUAAGGCUUUGGACAAAGGUAGAUUUCAAUGUAUUUGCCCCAAGGGUUUCAAAGGUGAUAGGUGUGAAACUAAUAUUGAUGAUUGCGAGGAAAACAAAUGUGAGAAUGGAAGUAAAUGUAUAGACGGGAUCAAUACGUAUAUGUGCUCAUGCCCAGAAGGUUGGUCCGGAAGGUUUUGCUCUGAGGAACGCGAAUUAUGUGCCGACUAUAAUCCUUGUAAAAACAAUGCCAAAUGCAAGAGGGACUCUGGUGUUAAAUGGGGAUAUUCGUGCUACCCGUGCCCGAGGGGUUGGACGGGAAGGAAUUGUUCUGUGAACGUAGACGAUUGUGAAAGGAAUUUGUGUAGAAACGGCGCCACCUGUCAAGACCUAUUAGACGGUUAUAAGUGCUUGUGUGCGGCUGGUUUUACGGGAGGAUUCUGUGAGAGGGCGCCUUUGUAUGUUGAUUCAUCAAUAGACGCCUGUUCUUAUCAUGAUUGUAGAAACGGAGGUGUAUGUAGAAAGAAGUCCUUCUCUGACUAUGAGUGUCGCUGCCCUUCCGGUUUCGGUGGUAAGAAGUGCGAGAAACUUACUUCAGUCUCAUUUGUAGAAAAGGAUUCGUACUUAAAAAUCUCUCCUAAUCAACCUCUGCCAUUCAAUUUGUCCUUAAUUUUGCGAACUCGUCAAUCAACGGGAGUUAUUUUAUACAGCGGUAAAGGUGGCAAACAUCACAUUGCUGUGGAAAUUUAUAGAGGUCGAAUUAGAGCUUCGUUUAACGUUCAUGAGUUUGAUCUGAACAUGUAUAGUUACGAUAAAGUGGAUGAUGGGCGGCCGCACUCUUUAGAAAUAAAAGCCGAAAAAGGUAGACUAGCAAUGUCGGUUAAUAAAGGUCUAACAAAGAGUGUUGGUGAUUCUAUAUCGUCAACAUCGUUUUCAUCACCACUAUAUCUAGGCGGGCUAAGUGACUGGCUAAAUGGCAACGUAACAAGAUGGCAAAUAAAGAACGCUCGUUCCUUUUCCGGUUGUUUUGAGAGGAUAUUACUAAAUGGCGAUUCGUUAAAUAUGAAUGACAUAUUGGGUAGAAGCGGGGUAGCUCCAGGAUGUAGCAGAUCGGAGGUUAUAGGGGAAAGUGAGAGAGCUUCCAACCCAUGUAAAUCACACAAGUGUCAAAAGGGUCGAUGCGUGCCAGUUGGCUCAGGCAUGGCUUACAAAUGUCAAUGUAUAAAAGGCUAUUUAGGUCCAACUUGCGAACGUCCACCAACUUGUAAUGCAGUCGAAUAUCGAGCGGUUUAUAAGGAUCCAAGAACAGGCUGCAGGACCAAAAGAAAAGUUAAACACAGAAGAUGCGAAGGAAGAUGCGGGGGUUCCCUUUGCUGUAAACCGAGAAAGAUAAAGACAAGAAGGGUUCAUAUGCGGUGUAGAAACGGCAGGAGGUAUAUUCACCGCAUGCCAGUAAUCAGGAAAUGCGCUUGUAAAAAGUGUUCAUAA
Dimorphilus gyrociliatus is the source of this 4351-nucleotide messenger RNA. Lineage: Eukaryota; Metazoa; Annelida; Polychaeta; Dinophilidae. The record is from the annotation of a GenBank genome assembly.